GUGUACGUAGACAAAUUCGAGACACCCUGCCAAUGGUGGAGUUUGUUUUGCAUGAUCCGGUGCCCCGCUGAAUCGAGAUUUUAAUGAAGGACCAAUUGGAAUGGUCUAAAGUCUAUUACGCCCGGGUACCGGGGCAUGCAAAACGGACUCCCCUCACUCAUCACUAAACGGCGACCGAGCUCUGGAAAUUAGCCUACUGUCUACAUUUGACAGACACAACUUCAUAAAUAAUCAAUAGCUAAAAGGCUACAAUUAUCUUAAACAAUGGUGGCAAAACAGAGAAUACGCAUGGCCAACGAGAAACACAGCAAAAACAUCACGCUGAGAGGCAAUGUGGCCAAAUCCACGAGAAAUCCAGGUGAAGACAAGGUGGCAGUGGGACCAUGGCUUCUGGCGUUAUUCAUCUUUGUCGUCUGCGGAUCAGGACCUCCCGCUCCCACCUUUCGUCAACCAAUCAUCUCAUUGUGGAGCUAUACUGCGCCCUCAUUGUUACAGCAUUUUGAAGACUCAUGGCGAUGCGGUACGGAGCUCAGUUUGGCCUCUGGAUGCUCCACAAUUGCUUCACACCCCCCAUAAGGAGCCUCCAAGCACAUUUUCAAAUCAAACAUAAAUUGGCUUUAAGGAGUAACGGUAUGCUUGCCUACACUCCUUAAGAGUACAUUCUUUGGCUAGGUUAGGAGAUGCAAUAUGAUAUCAAACAUCAGUUUCUCAAAUAAGUGCUGUUUGACUGAAAGGUUGAAGUUCACCACUGUAUCCACUAACUCUCUCAAACCUUGAGCUUAGGCCCUCUGGCGGUGGACAGUUUUAGAUAGUUAUACUUCCUGUCUGUACCUAAUAAGCAUAAGUGUAGUGUUACUUUUGCAAGGUCCUAUCCAACAAUCAAACAUUUCGCUACACCCGCAAAACAUCUACGUAUGUGUAGGCGACCAAUAAAAUGUGACUUGAUUUGUGUGAUGUACAGUGAUACCAUAGCCAGUAGGCUACUGCUGAAUAGGAGCACAUAUACAUUUUUCAGAUUCAAAUAAAAUGUUUUUUUACACAUAUUUUGCAGAUGUUAUUGUGGGUGUAGUGAAAUGUUUGUGUUCCUAGCUCCAACAGUGCAGUAGUAUCUAACAAUCUAAAAGUAAAAGA
Oncorhynchus mykiss (rainbow trout) is the source of this 1131-nucleotide messenger RNA. The record is from RefSeq and is a predicted model, not a curated record. NCBI's taxonomy places the organism in Eukaryota, Metazoa, Chordata, Actinopteri, Salmoniformes, Salmonidae.